Messenger RNA from Talaromyces stipitatus ATCC 10500, 2043 nucleotides. Its product is annotated as sugar transporter, putative. The coding region runs from base 1 to 2043 and encodes 680 amino acids. The transcript has 15 exons. Gene Ontology annotation, molecular function: myo-inositol:proton symporter activity. The record is from RefSeq and is a predicted model, not a curated record. Gene Ontology annotation, biological process: transmembrane transport. Lineage: Eukaryota; Fungi; Ascomycota; Eurotiomycetes; Eurotiales; Trichocomaceae. Gene Ontology annotation, cellular component: membrane.
AUGACGGAACUGGACGCAGUUGACAGCAACGCCACCCUUCGGCGUAGGAAGGAACCUCUCAAUAGGCGCAGACAAAACUUCAAUAACCUGCUAAGGAACAAUCAACUAGGAAUUAUCGAUAACCCUUUGAACUACGUGACCCCCGAUGAACUAGACAAUGAUGUGCACCAAUUUUAUAAAUACCAUCACCUGGAACAUGUGGUCGAAGAAGAACUCCUUCUUAGAGGUGCUCGCUUGGCUCGUGAUGGGGUGAAUUAUCAAAAUUAUACCGAAGUUGAGAGAAAAGCAUUAGAAGAUGAAGACAGACCAACUCUUCCUUCCCAACCGAGGGCGUUGCAGACGAUUCUUCUGGCGUGUUCGAUUGGUGCUAUAGUGCAGGGAUGGACGCAAGCAAACUUGACUGGGGCAGAUCUAAGCUGGCCAGGAGAAUUGUUCGGAGCUAGAAAUCGCCCAUUUACAAACGCUGAGACUUGGAAAUUCGGAGCUGUGAAUUCGAUCACGUAUUUCUCUUGCGCCUUAUUGGGUGGAUGGCUGUCGGACCCCCUGAGCGAGCACGCGUACGGUAGGCGUGGCGCUCUUUUCAUCGCCGGGCUCUUCUCCCUUGCGUCCUGCAUCGGCUCGGGUUAUGUCAACAGCUGGCAGGGGUUGUUCGCAUGUAGAGUUACUCAAGGUAUUGGCAUGGGAGCCAAAGCAUCCAUUGUUCCUAUUUUUGAAAGCGAGGUCAGUCCGGCAAAAAUCAGAGGGCGCUUCCUUGUCUCGUGGCAAACAUUCGUUGCUUUCGGAAUCUUUUUGGGCUCUUGUUCGAACAUCAUUUUCCACGAUUCCUGGAGAUGGCAACUUGCAUCGGGUUUCAUUCCGGCAGUGCCUCUUCUCUUCUUAGUUUUAGUUUGCAGCGAAUCUCCCCACUGGCUUAUGAAACAUGGUCGUUAUGUCGACGCAUGGAGGGCUUAUCGCGGUCUGCGAGAGACUCCAUUGCAAGCUGCUAGAGAUUUCUAUCAACUUCAUUGUCAACUUCAGGUCGAAAGCAUUCUCCUUGGUUCAGAAAACGAACCAGACGAAGAAAAUCGUGGGCCUCUAUCCAAACAAACAAAUUUCUUCCAGCGAUUUGGGCAACUCUUCACCAUUCCUCGUAAUCGAAGAGCUUCGUUGGCCGCUUGUGUUGUUAUGGCUUCGCAACAACUCUCUGGAAUAAACAUUUUUGCAUUCCUGUCCAAUACUUUUAUCAGCAAUUCCACCUCUUUUAGCACCCCCAACAUAUCACAUAUCAGAAUUCUUUCUCUCAGUUUGGGUUUUGCUCUAGCAAACGCCGUUUUCUCCUCACUAGCAUAUUUCACCAUCGACAGCAAAGGUCGUCGCUUCCUUCUGCUCCUCUCAUUGAUACUCAUGGUACCCUUACUCAUUGCAGCAGGCCUUAGUCUAAAAAUUAGCCACGCCCACCCAAACAACUCAGUUCGUGUGGGAGUCUUCGAGACGUUCCUUAUUUUAUACACGGCAGCCUAUUCGCCAGGUGCAGGAGUGGUCCCGUUUCUGUACUCGAGCGAGAUAUUUCCUAUGGUCCAUCGCGAGGUCGGUAUGUCUCUUAGCUGCUCGGUAAAUUUUGUUCUUGCCGGGAUCCUCGCUUUGACAGUCCCGCAACUUCAAUUCCAUCUGGGGCAAACUCGUCUACUUUGUCUUUUUGCAGGACUUGACGCACUCGCUGUCAUACUAGUGUGGCUCUUCGUACCCGGCACACGCAAAGCAGUCUCGUUAACUAUUUUCAACUAUAUAUUUGGUGUUCCCACUCGUGUCCACGUCAGAUACCAGGUUUCCACAGUCUUUCCUUGGGUGCUGACGUCGUGUAUUCCCUGGUUGAUCAAAGACUACAUACCAUGGAUCUUAAGGUGGUAUUUCUGUUGCGGUGCUGGAAGCUACGAAUGGUCCUACGUAAGGGAACGACUACCUCAUUUGCACGAGUUAUAUGUUUGGAGAGAUCUGAGAAUGAUUAGCCGUCGUGAACAAGGUCAUCAGGACGCAUCUGAUUCCGAUAAUACAGCUGAUGGGUAA